UGUGAAAUAACAUUAAAGUCAAUGAGAAAGUGAAGAGGGUCGUUUGGUGCUUUCAACUAAAUAAUAUCUACAUGCUUGUUGAUGAAAGGGGAGGAGUUUCUCUGUGAUCAAAACAAAUGCUUGGUCAUACAGCGCGCUUCUGUUCCAUCCCUCUCUGUGUGGGAGACAGCUGAACAGAUGGGAAAGACACACAAGAGAUCAAGUGCAGGUUUGGUGGAAAACACAGAGUUGACAGAUAAAUUUACAUUUAAUCCUAAAGAGGGAAUAGACAACCCAGUGAUGGUCACCACAGAAGACACAGACUCCGUGCGGACACUCAGCCCGCGUCUGUGUGUUCUUAAACGAGCGGAGGGGGGGUCCUAUGGCUUUCGUCUGCGGGUGGAGAGGGGACUCUAGGGUCACAUAAUCAGAAAAGUAGUGGCAGGAGGGGCGGCGGGGUGCAGUGGCCUUCAAGAUGGAGACAGACUUUUGGAAGUCAACAACUGCUAUGUUGACGAUGUCUCUCACCCUGAGGUGGCCAGAAAAAUAAUGUUAAGUGGACAGCAGCUAUGUUUAUUGGUGUUGGAUGGGGAGCAGUAUGAGCAUGCUUUGUCCCGAGGUCACGACCUCCGAGGUCUGAGCAGAGCUCACAAGGGUGAGGGUUGCAAACCGCCCAGACUCUGCCACAUCACCAAGGAUCCCGCCUCAGGCCUCGGCAUCACCUUCACACCCGUGGAAGGAAAGAAAGGCCGAUUCUCUGUCACUCUGUUCCCGGGAGGUGCAGCUGAAAAGGCAGGAGUGUGUAAGGGAGAUCAACUGGUGUGGAUGAACGGAGCAACAGUGUCUGACCUCACGCACUCUGCACUCAGCAGGAUGAUGAAAAAAGGUGGUGAGCACAUCACCAUCUUAGUGAUCGACGGCGAGAGUGAGAAGAACUACACGCGACAGAAGAUGCCCAUCCUGCCCACCAUGGCCGUUCCACAUAACCUGCCUGACAGGGCCAGAAAGCUGCAGCUGGUCUCCGGGCCUGAUGGAUACGGCUUCCUCCUUCGACUGGAGAAGAAGCCAACAGGACGCACAUUUCACGUGCUGCGUCAGAUUGAAAGUGGGAGCUCAGCAAAGAUGGCCGGGAUGCAGGAAGGAGAGCUGCUGCUCGAGGUCAACGGGGAGCCAGUGGAGCCACUUACGCAUGAGGAGAUUGUGGACAGAGUGAGGCUGAGCGGACACCAGGUCUCCCUAACGACCAUCACUCUCAAGGGGAUGGACUUCUACACCCAGCUGGGCCUGUCACCUCUUUUCUUCAGUGAGGAUGGUGCUGCGAGUGAAAAGGAGAGCAGCGUAUCAGCCUCUGCAGCAGAGCAGUCGACACAAAAGGAAGUGGAUGUUGUUUCUCAGCAGGAGGAAAACAUGGAAGACUAUGAAGUAUCAUAUUUGUGAGCGUCAGACAUUUUGAAGAAAUUCAACAAUCUCAUGUCUACUGAAGACAUCUCCAACUGAAUGGAACAAGGAAAACUAGCCUGUUAUUAUUAAUAUGUAUGUCAAGAUUGCCUCAAUCAGUUCUAUCAGAAACAAAAAUGAAACAAAUUAAAUAAGAAAUUAAACUGCAAUGGUGUAAGUUGAAAUAAAUCAUGUAUUUUGGUACUAUUAUCCAUCGAGUGAGUUGAAACGUUGGGCAACAACUGCGUUUGAUCUCAGUCUAAUGAAAUCCAAGACACAUAUAAGGCUCAACGUAACAAAGGACCACAAUUAAUACUAUAUUUCUUACUGUACAAAUAUAAAUAAAAAACAGUUGGUCCGUGCGAUUGGAAAUACAUUUGUAAAUCAAAAAAGCUGUACUUUAAACGAUUUAAACGAUGUAAAAAUAACAGUAAAUUACUGCCCGACUGGAGCUACUGUUAUUUAUUUUUUACAGUAUCUUACAGUAUACUUUAAUACGGUGGUAUUUAAUAAGGCUACUGUUUAUUUGCAAAGGGCAAUACAACUUGCUAUACUUGCUAACAUUUUAUUUUAUUUAAGACAAGACAAAUUAAUUACUCAAUUAUUUAAGUUAAAUACAUGUCCGAAAGUAAACAAGGACAUUUGUAUUACAUAUCAAAAGUACUGCAUGUUUAGAUGAAUUAAAAUACAAUCAUAGAAUCUCAUAAAGUCUUAUGCUGAAGGAUAUUACUUUUUGAUUGCAUGAAAUCAACAUGGAUGAAACAAUAAAGAGGGAGGACACCUUGAAAAAGGCCUCAAUGCAGCGUCUUGCUGGUGCCGUCAAUCCCUAAAUGGGAAUCCAGCUCAAGAGAAGUUGUGUUAUGACAUCCAGGGUAAACACAUUUAAGAAGCAUGUGGUGCCCCACAUAUAAUUAGAUGCUACUCAAUAUCAUUUUGCUUUAACUAGUUAAAUCUGUGUCUUUAACAAAGAUACAUUUUUGUCGUGAUUUGGAUAGAAGAACUUACAUGUAGAAAAACAAAAGAACUUGUGAAAUAUUUAAAAAAUGUAUGUUUUUUAGCUCCUCUAGUAAUGUUCCAGAGAUGAUGCACGUGAGUUAAUGUUAUGGCAAUUGUGUUGCCAGCUGUUUUUGAAGGGCCAAUUAAGUUCUAGCUAGCUAUCAUUUCAGAGUUUGGGCCGCCAAUAUUGGCGACUAAACAGACCAAAGGAAUCAUUAUCUGAGAUGUUAAUGGUUUAAUAAGCAUGAACACAAAACAAUACUGCAGACAUAGAUGGCUGAUAAGCGUAAAAACAUUGGCCAUUUGGCUGAUCUUCACGACGCUGUGCUCAGAAUAAUGAUUUGAAGGUGUGAGGUCCAGAGUGACAUUCAGAAGCACUCGGUUAUGUCUUUUUAUUCAUAAAUGCGUAUUAUAGGCAAUGAGCAGGCUGACUAAUAAAAGUAUUCUAUUGACACAUCAACCUACAAUGUGAUGUAGAUGGAUUGUGACUUGCUGUACUUGUGUAGAGAACAAUGUAACAUUAUCCAGUACUUCACAGAAAAUAUUGUAUCAUGCUUUUAAAUUAAAGUAGUCUGCUGGUAUGGUUAACUUAUCUAUAUGUGGGAUGAAUUAUAUUAGUGAAUAGGAAAAACAAUUUUAUUUGUGUUGGUGAAGCAUAUCUCACAUCUUCUUGGUUAAUCAGCAAAACCUAUAACUGUGGUGCCUAUUUAAAUAAAAUCUGUAUUUAAAUGUC
Molecule: messenger RNA, 3145 nt
Organism: Gasterosteus aculeatus aculeatus (three-spined stickleback)
Lineage: Eukaryota; Metazoa; Chordata; Actinopteri; Perciformes; Gasterosteidae
Source: RefSeq, a predicted model, not a curated record